AUGGACGGGUGUUCGGGUAGUGGUGAGCAGCUAGGCACGGCUUUGCAACAACCCAGCCAGUCCAUGCCGCGGGUGAGUUCUCUACAGUCGCUAGAUGCUUCUACAAAUUCAUUUGGAGAUAAUGAAGUAGCUGAACCAGCGCAUCCUCCAGUACAAUUCUUUUUAAAAGCAACCCCGCCGGAAAGCAGAACCAAGAAGCGUGCGCAUGUUAUCAAUAGCAAUACCCCUUCUCCAAGCACACGCGAAUCUCCACGAUCUCCAAAGAAAAAGCUCCAGAAGCAGGCGUCGCCAAAGCAGUAUUUCUCGAAAAAGAAUAAUAACUCGUUUCCACAAGCAAGCGGCAGUCAGUUCGAUUACGGACAAUGCACACCGGAACCUCCAAGAGAGGAAGCUAUGCCGAAAUUUUCGACGCCCAAAUGGGAUCCGACGGCUACACCCACACGAAGCACCCUCCGGAAGACCCCUCGGACAGCGGAGAGUACGGCCUCUGGUCGGCGGCUAUCUUGGCGUGAAAUUUCCGUCUACUAUUUCGACCGUGCACAGGGAUUUGAAACGGUACCACACGAAGGCGAGCUGGCUUUAGGCAUGCAAGAUCAGCAUCACACUGAACGUUCGUUUAAACUCAACAGCAAGGGACAACCUUUUAUCGGAAUCGAUGAUGACACGGGCGAUCUCUCUUCUGGGGAAGAAGAGCCGAUGGCUGUCGAGAAGCACUCGGCUCGUCACAUUCACAACAUGUCUCGACAACAAAUUGCGAAGGUGUUGAAACGAGCCGGUGUCGUUGUUGUGAGGAGCGGAGAGAAUGAACUCGAGCAACUGAGGAUAAGCCGUCGAUCGGCCGGCUGCGGUUGCCCGGAUGGAAUCUGUUUGCCGGAGACUUGCCAAUGUGCGCGGGAUGGAAUAAAAUGUCAAUGGGAUGGACAUGGCCAGACUUACGGUCCCUGCAGCUGCGUCGAUGAAUUCUGUUGUGAAAAUCCUCUCGGUCGCGUUGAAUACAAUCAGGAAAAAGUCGCCGCGCAUCACGUGGAGACGAGGCAGCGAUGGAGGGAUUAUACGCGGACAGGAAUUUACAAAGCACCAACGCGCAUUCGUCUGGAUAGCGGGGAGGCUAAUUCAACGUAUUGCGAUACGCCGCCGGCGAGCUGCAGUCGAGCUGAGGCUCCCGUGCCCGUCCCGCAACCUCUGGAUGUUGUCCUACCCACCACCGCCCCAGCCUCGACCCCGAAGCUUCCCCCUUCGCCUCGAAAAACGUUCGCUAAGACACCGCUGACCCCUACCCGUCGUCAACCCGUCCGUGCCACUUCUUUAUCCCGUCUUCCCACACCGACUAAGCCCGUAGAGCUCGACGACAUCCCAUUAAAGCAGAGGCUACGCCGCUCGAAUUCCGCAAAUGCCCUCGAGAAAAUGGAAGCUGAACCAAAGACGCCCAGGAUGCGUCGCUCUUCCUCGCUGCCCCGUGUCCAGCCUUCCUUCACAUCUCUACCACCCGCCACCAGCAUUGAUGCGGCCAGUGGAUCUGCCCUAUUUGUGAAGCCGUUAAUGGGCACGCCGACGGCUCCGCGGCUACCGUUAAAUCGGGUCUCCUCUGCGGCUCGUCUAAGGCCGCAAAUUCACACCACACCCUCGUAUCAACAGAUUCAAGCCGGUCAAGUUGAAGAGAUCAAUCGUGCCAAUAUUCCAUCACCGCCCGCGGUUUGCAUCAGCCCGGAUGAAGAUUCUAGUAGGCCAAUGCCAUUGCCACGAUUUCCCGUGACCCCGGUCUACCAACGCUUAAAGCCAAGCCUGUUAAAAUCUGCCGCGUCGACUGUUCAGCUGCAACCAUUUCUUCCGGAUAAUAAUAGCCAGGCCAGGCUCACUCCAUCCCGCUCAAGUGCCUGCUUGCGUCCACUCGCCACGAUCGCCCGACCAUUUAUUGGAUCUCCCAGGGGUUUGACGCCCUCAAAAUCAACCCUACAACUUCCACGCCGUGUAUUGCCGCGAACCGAUGAUGAAAACAAGGAAAUGGCUUUUGACAACAAUUGGUCAAAAGGUCCACCAUCGCCUCGAAAAUUCCCGAAAACAGAUUCAUUUCUG
Mesorhabditis spiculigera is the source of this 2073-nucleotide messenger RNA. NCBI's taxonomy places the organism in Eukaryota, Metazoa, Nematoda, Chromadorea, Rhabditida, Rhabditidae. The record is from the annotation of a GenBank genome assembly.